Nyctereutes procyonoides (raccoon dog) is the source of this 7017-nucleotide messenger RNA. RefSeq names its product solute carrier family 4 member 3 (gene SLC4A3). The transcript has 23 exons. Gene Ontology annotation, biological process: regulation of intracellular pH; transmembrane transport; monoatomic anion transport. Gene Ontology annotation, cellular component: plasma membrane. Gene Ontology annotation, molecular function: solute:inorganic anion antiporter activity; monoatomic anion transmembrane transporter activity. The record is from RefSeq and is a predicted model, not a curated record. The coding region runs from base 127 to 3840 and encodes 1237 amino acids. NCBI's taxonomy places the organism in Eukaryota, Metazoa, Chordata, Mammalia, Carnivora, Canidae.
GGCAGGGCGAUGGGGCGCGGCGGCCGGCGCAGGCCCCGCGCGCGCCCGAGCCCCGAGGGCCCCCCGCGCGGCCCCCGCAGCGCCCCCCUCUUCUCGGCCGGGUCGCGGGCCCCCCAGUGAGCGGCCAUGGCCAACGGAGCGAUCCCGCCGCCCGGGGGCGCCUCCCCCCUCCCCCAGGUCCGGGUGCCCUUGGAGGAGCCGCCUCUGAGUCCAGACCUGGAGGAGGACGACGACUUGGGCAAGACCUUGGCUGUGAGCAGGUUUGGGGACCUCAUCAGCAAGCCCCCGGCCCGGGACCCCGAGAAGCCCAGCCGCAGCUACAGCGAGCGGGACUUUGAGUUUCACCGGCACACAUCCCACCACACCCACCACCCGCUCUCGGCGCGCCUGCCUCCGCCCCACAAGCUGCGGCGACUGCCCCCCACCUCUGCCCGGCAGACCAGAAGGAAGAGGAAGAAGGAGAGAACCUCGGCUCCCCCCUCCGAGGGGACCCCUCCCAUCCAGGAGGAGGGGGGAGCUGGAGUGGAGGAGGAGGAGGAGGACGAUGAGGAGGAAGAGGAAGGGGAAUCUGAGGCAGAGCCCGCGGAGCCCCCGCCCUCAGGGUCUCCCCAGAAAGCAAAGUUCUCCAUCGGCAGCGAUGAGGAGGACAGCCCUGGCCUCUCCGGGAGGGCCGCCUGCGCCAAGCCCCCAGCCUCGGGGGGCCCUGGCUCUGACAAGAGCGCCCCGCCGGCAGUCAGUCCAAGGCUGCCAUGGUGCCUCCUCAGCUCCUCGAGCCCCCGGGCGCGGGUCCCCCGAGUCGCUGGGGAGAAGAGCCGGCCCUGGAGCCCAUCGGCCAGCUACGACCUGCGGGAGCGGCUGUGCCCCGGCAGUGCCCUGGGCAGCCCAGGUGGCCCGGAGCAGCAGGUGCCCACCGAUGAGGCAGAGGCCCAGAUGCUGGGCUCCGCGGACCUGGAUGACAUGAAGAGUCACCGGCUGGAGGACAACCCUGGUGUGCGGCGGCACCUAGUGAAGAAGCCGUCUCGGACGCAGGGCGGCAGGGGCAGCCCCGGUGGCCUGGCCCCAGUCCUGCGCAGGAAGAAGAAGAAGAAGCAGCUGGAUCGGAGGCCUCACGAGGUGUUUGUGGAGCUGAAUGAGCUGACGCUGGACCGCAGCCAGGAGCCCCACUGGCGGGAGACGGCGCGCUGGAUCAAGUUCGAGGAGGACGUGGAGGAGGAGACGGAGCGCUGGGGGAAGCCCCACGUGGCCUCGCUCUCGUUCCGCAGCCUCCUGGAGCUCAGGAGGACCAUCGCCCACGGAGCCGCCCUCCUGGACCUGGAGCAGACCACCCUGCCGGGGAUCGCGCACCUCGUGGUGGAGACCAUGAUCGUGUCUGACCAGAUCCGUCCGGAGGACAGGGCCAGUGUCCUGCGCACCCUCCUACUGAAACACAGCCAUCCCAAUGAUGACAAGGACAGCGGCUUCUUUCCCCGCAACCCCUCCAGCUCCAGCGUGAACUCGGUCCUGGGGAAUCAUCACCCAACCCCCAGCCACGGCCCUGACGGGGCGGUGCCCACCAUGUCCGAUGACGUCGGGGAGCCAGCCCCACUCUGGCCUCACGACCCCGAUGCCAAGGAGAAGCCCCUCCACAUGCCCGGGGGAGACGGUCACCGGGGAAAAAGUCUGAAGCUGCUGGAGAAGAUCCCCGAAGAUGCUGAGGCCACUGUUGUGCUCGUGGGCUGUGUGCCUUUCUUGGAGCAGCCGGCGGCAGCUUUUGUACGCCUGAAUGAGGCUGUGCUCUUGGAAUCUGUGCUUGAAGUCCCGGUGCCCGUUCGCUUCCUCUUUGUGAUGCUGGGUCCCAGCCACACCAGCACUGACUACCAUGAGCUUGGGCGCUCCAUCGCCACCCUCAUGUCCGACAAGCUGUUCCAUGAGGCCGCCUACCAGGCAGACGACCGGCAGGACCUCCUGAGCGCCAUCAGUGAGUUCCUGGACGGCAGCAUCGUGAUUCCUCCAUCCGAGGUGGAGGGCCGCGACCUGCUGCGCUCCGUGGCCGCCUUCCAGCGCGAGCUGCUGCGGAAGCGGCGGGAGCGGGAACAGACCAAGGUGGAGCUGACCACGCCGGGGAGCUAUGUGGCCCCCGGGAAAGAGCUGUCUUUGGAGCUGGGUGGCUCCGAGGCAACCCCCGAAGAUGACCCCCUGCUGCGGACUGGCUCGGUGUUCGGGGGGCUCGUGCGGGACGUGAAGCGCCGGUACCCACACUACCCCAGUGACCUGCGAGACGCCCUGCACUCCCAGUGCGUGGCAGCCGUGCUCUUCAUCUACUUCGCCGCCCUCAGCCCUGCCAUCACCUUCGGGGGGCUGCUAGGGGAGAAGACGGAAGGGCUGAUGGGCGUGUCGGAGCUGAUUGUGUCCACGGCGGUGCUUGGCGUCCUCUUCUCCCUACUGGGGGCCCAGCCGCUGCUUGUGGUCGGCUUCUCGGGGCCAUUGCUGGUCUUCGAAGAAGCCUUCUUCAAGUUCUGCCGAUCCCAGGACCUGGAGUACCUCACCGGCCGGGUGUGGGUCGGCCUGUGGCUGGUGGUCUUCGUCCUUGCCCUGGUGGCCGCUGAGGGCAGCUUCCUGGUCCGCUAUAUCUCACCUUUCACCCAGGAGAUCUUUGCCUUCCUCAUCUCGCUUAUUUUCAUCUAUGAGACCUUCCACAAGCUCUACAAGGUGUUCACGGAGCACCCACUGCUGCCAUUCUACCCCCCCGAGGGGGCUUUGGAGGCUGGGCUGGAGCUGAAUGGGAGUGCCCUGCCCCCCACCGAGGGGCCACCCGGCCCGAGGAACCAGCCCAACACGGCCCUGCUGUCCCUCAUCCUCAUGCUGGGGACCUUUCUCAUUGCCUUCUUCCUGCGGAAGUUCAGGAACAGCCGCUUCCUGGGUGGCAAGGCUCGCCGCAUCAUUGGGGAUUUUGGCAUCCCCAUUUCCAUUCUGGUGAUGGUCCUCGUGGAUUACUCCAUCACAGACACCUACACCCAGAAGCUGACGGUGCCCACGGGGCUCUCCGUGACGUCCCCUCAUAAGCGCACGUGGUUCAUCCCGCCCCUGGGCAGUGCCCGUCCUUUCCCGCCCUGGAUGAUGGUGGCAGCUGCCGUCCCCGCCCUCCUGGUCCUCAUCCUCAUCUUCAUGGAGACGCAAAUCACUGCGCUCAUCGUCAGCCAGAAGGCUCGCAGGCUGCUCAAGGGCUCCGGCUUCCACCUGGACCUGCUGCUCAUCGGCUCCCUGGGGGGGCUGUGUGGGCUGUUCGGGUUGCCCUGGCUCACGGCUGCCACUGUCCGCUCGGUCACGCACGUGAACGCACUGACUGUUAUGCGCACAGCCAUCGCGCCCGGCGACAAGCCCCAGAUCCAGGAGGUGCGGGAGCAGCGGGUCACCGGAGUGCUCAUCGCCAGCCUCGUGGGCCUGUCCAUCGUCAUGGGGGCUGUGCUGCGCCGGAUCCCCUUGGCUGUGCUCUUUGGGAUUUUCCUGUACAUGGGGGUCACGUCCCUGUCCGGUAUCCAGCUCUCCCAGCGUCUGUUGCUUAUCCUCAUGCCGGCAAAACACCAUCCCGAGCAACCCUAUGUGACCAAGGUGAAGACGUGGCGGAUGCACCUGUUCACCUGCAUCCAGCUGAGCUGCAUCGCACUGCUCUGGGUGGUCAAGUCCACGGCGGCCUCACUCGCCUUUCCCUUCCUGCUGCUGCUCACGGUGCCCCUGAGACGCUGCCUUCUGCCCCGGCUCUUCCAGGACAGGGAGCUGCAGGCGCUGGACUCCGAGGAUGCCGAGCCCAACUUCGACGAGGACGGCCAGGAUGAGUACAACGAGCUACACAUGCCCGUGUGACCCCCCCCACUGGGGUGCCCCUCAGAGACCCUGACACUUUAGUGAUCCACACCUGGGCCCAGGGCCGGCGGGCCCCUCAUGACCCAGAGACGUGCGGGAACCACUAACGCCGCGGCCCGCGGACUCUGCCCAGGGCCCUGACCUUGGCGCGCCCGGGCCCUCGCACAGACCAGACCGGCACAGGCUUUGAGCUCAUUAUAACCACACUCCGUGUCUUGUGUCCGCCUCACUUUCUUGGUUCCACCUCUGGUCGGUCUGGUCAUUCUUAUCCAACUGGAAUUAGAAGAAUUCUAUGUUCAGGGUCAUCAAAACCAGGGAGAGAGGCUCGGGCAAGGACAGAAUUCUUGGGGCGGCGGGAAGGGAGGGACUCAAGACCACAGAAGGUCAGAGCUGGACCUUAUCAUCACCCCCCGCCCCCCAGCCCUUGCAGGUCCAGCUGGGGAGCGGGGGAGGCUCAAGGUCUGGCUCAAGGUCACCUGCUGCUGAUCUACCCCCUGCUGGGAAGGGAGGGUGCGGGGGAGGGGACAGGGCCAGGUCGCUUUGCCUUCACCUUAGAGAAAUCAGUGUCCCGGUGGCUGUGGGGCUAUGGAAGGGAAUGGAAAAUGUUUUCUUUUCUUGAUCCCCGGCCUUCUUGAGGAGCAGGGACAGUAGCCCAGUCCCCCAGACGCCAGGGUGGGGCCGGAUUUGGGGUCCCUGGACCAUUUUAGUCUCACGGUUUUAGAGCAGCAGCGUGGGGAUUCCUGAGGCCACUCCUUGUGCAACAGUCUGUUCUGCCAGAAAUAACCUGGGAGGCCUUGAAGAGGGUGCAAACUGGGAGCCCCUUGCGUCACAGUUGCUAGGCAACCAGUCGCCAAGGGAAGCCGGUGGUCCCCGUGUUGCCCCCACGUGGCCACUGUGCCGCACUGCGGGCCCUGUCGCCUCCGCGCAGGAGUAGCACUGCCAUCUGGUGGACCAGCUGGAUCUCUUGGUCCCAGACCCCAGUUCCAGCAAAUUCCAUGCCUCCUUGGGAGACAUGGAGGGGCCAGAGAGGUUCCGGGGAGGUUCUGGGGGGUUCCACGGUGCUGCGGGGCCCUGAGCAUCCAGAGCGGGCUUCCCUCGGCCCCACCUGGGCUGGCCCUGCUUCUUUCUCGAUUCCAGUUUCGUCCCUGCUGUUCAGGCCAACAGCUAGAGCCCCCAAGCGGGUCAGCAGGAAGGGGAGAGACCCCUGCGAGGAAAGGGAAGAGAUGUGCCCUCCAGAGGUCCCGGGCUGUCAUUCAGCUUUCAGCAUUCUGUUCCAGCCGGCCCCUGGGUCCCUGGCCCCCUGGUGGCCUCUGACUCCACCUGGCCUUUGGUUGGCUCCUUUGGCCUGUGUGAAGACAAAAUCCUUUUUCCUUGACAUUGGCCAAGUCCAGGUGGAACUGCAGAGGAACUGUGCCAGGAGCAAAAGUUGAGGUUAAGCACAAAAACCUAGAACUCAGACGAGUGCAGAGCAGAGUCUACACGAGAUGGCAGGGGCCCCACGCCCAGGUGGCCUUGGCCGAGAGGCUUUGUGUGCAAGACUCUGUCCCUUUCCUGAGCCCCGUCAGGUAGCCUGGCUCCACACCGGGCCUUGGUGGCAGCCAGUUUCCCCGUUUGGCCUGGGGGAUGCUGGGACCCCACAGGAAAGAACCUGCUCCUUCCUGAGCCCCUGAGGGGAGGUGGUGGCCGGAGCCAGGAAAGCUCGGCUCUUCCUUGGACACAGGUUGUCAGUCACCUCUGGCAAAUGGCUGAGAAUUGGGGGGUGUUGCUCAACUGGGAAGUGAGAAACCAGAGGGUGGGGGCUUUUCAAAAGGAAUGUGUCUUGGUCCCGGCUGGCGUGUCAGGGUGGCCUUCAGUAAAACUAGGUGCUGGGGCCUCAGAACAGGAGGUGAAAAGAUAGAACCAGAUCUAACCUCUGGCUAGUGAGCGUGUCACCCAGUGUGGAAGGACGUGAAUAAGGCCGGAGAGUCUGGAACCCUGAAGACAGCCACCACUGGCACCCACCUUUACUGCCCCCGAGGGAGGGAAGGCAGGUGCAGGUGCACGCUGGGGGUGCCGGGGAUUCCUUCCUCACCCAGGGUGGGGGCCUGAUGGGGCUCCAAGAGGCCUGUGGAGGUUGCAGUUACCCGAAAGUUUGCCAGGAUGGGUAGGUGCCUUGAGGGGGGCAGGGGAGGGAGUGACAGUGGGGCGGGGUUAGGCAUGGAGGAGAGAAAGGCCAGGACGGUGGAACAGUGGCAAGCCCAUAGAAAGGCACCUGGCUUGGCUGGGGACCUGGAUGAUUAGUUUGUCCCCAAUCGUUCGUUCGUAGCCUGUUUCCUCUGACUUUAUCUUUACUGACUCUCUAGCCUCAUUGUUCUGGGGCCCUGGGUGGCUCCAUUGAGGACGUCUCCUUCCAGGGGAAGGAGAGGGAACCAGCAGGGAGGAGGCCCAUCCGGCCCCAUCUGGUGGCACAGCUCUGGGGGACUCUGAUGAGGUCCGAGGCCAUGGUAUUUUGGACGGGCCCCGCUGCUACCUGCCUUAGACUGGAAGCCGCUUGGCGAGUGGGCACAUGCGAGGUGGGACAGGACCCUUCUAGAAAGGAGAAUUGUGGGGCCGUGGGAUUAUUAGCUUUCUGCACAGGAUUGCAGUCGCCUCCUGGGCAGCUGCCCAGAGCUCUCCUUCUCAGACGGGUUUGGGCCCACGUCAGGGCCAGAGAAGUGCUAACUCAUUCUUUUACUUUGAGCAAAGAGGGCGGCUGGCACCUCCUCAUUCCAUGCUGGGGAUUCAGCUCACUCAGGAUGUCUGUGUCCUCGUGAAAGCUUCUGGCUGUCGGAGCUCACAGACCAUCUGCUUGCAUUGCCUGGGCCCCUCCUCCAGGGCACCGAACCUGGCAGUAAUGUGUCCCAUUUGGCAGCCCGUGUGACAUCUCUUCUGGUAUCAGGUGACUCAAAUAAUGAUCAUGCCUGUUGACACUUAGAGCUUCUAAAGGGAAUUCUGAGUAGCGACGGAAAGGCAAAGCAGGGCUCAAGGACACCCGUGGCGAGCGCUGCCUGUGCAGCUGGUGAUGAAGCCUUUGCUGGGAAAAAUAAAACGGGUUCUGGGUAAGCACCGAACUGUGGCUCGAAUCCAGUGAGGCACAUGGGAAACCCAAAGUGAGGAAUCUGGUUUCCAGAUAAAUAAAUUCUGUAACUGCCAAAAAGA